Protopterus annectens (West African lungfish) is the source of this 2472-nucleotide messenger RNA. RefSeq names its product aristaless related homeobox (gene ARX). Gene Ontology annotation, molecular function: RNA polymerase II transcription regulatory region sequence-specific DNA binding; DNA-binding transcription factor activity, RNA polymerase II-specific. Gene Ontology annotation, biological process: regulation of transcription by RNA polymerase II. The record is from RefSeq and is a predicted model, not a curated record. The transcript is spliced from 5 exons. Bases 213 to 1601 code for a protein of 462 amino acids. NCBI's taxonomy places the organism in Eukaryota, Metazoa, Chordata, Ceratodontiformes, Protopteridae.
CGUGAGCCAAUCAGAGGGCUGUCAGCACGUGGCUGAGAGAGGACUCAAGAGCCAGGCAAUUGCAGUUCAAUCCACAUGGUAAUAGUGUCCUGAUCAGGAAGAGGGCUAGUGGGUUUGCUGGUGGCAAAAAAAAGGAAGAAAAGAAAAGCAAUCGGAACCAGGGAGAGACAGAGAGUGAGAGAGACACUGAGGGGAACAUUGGAAGGAGAAAGAUGAAUAAUCAGUAUCAAGAUGAAAGUUCAGAACGAAAUGAGUGUAAAAGUAAAUCUCCAACUUUACUCUCCUCGUAUUGCAUAGACAGUAUUCUGGGCAGGAGGAGUCCCUGUAAAAUGAGAUUGAUAGGGGCACAGAGUAUCCCUUCUUUGGCCAGCAGGACUGAACAGAGCAAGCCUGUGGAAGGUUCCCAGAAAGAUAUUCUUCCUUUUGAUAGCGAACUCCAUUUACCUCCUAAGCUACGCCGACUGUAUGGACCUGGAAACAAAUUUUUGGAUUCCACACGGGGAUUUACUGACUCAGGGGAGAAGGUGGACAAAGACAGGACUUCCGAUGCAACAUGCUGUGAUACUUUGAAAAUCAUCCAGGCUCCUCCGGUAAGCAUUAGUCGCAGUAAAUCUUACAGAGAAAAUGCACCCUACUCCCAAGGAGUCCUUGGAGAAGAAAAGGGUCCCGGGCUGGUCACCGAGGCAAGGCUGGAUGUUGACUCUCUCAAAUAUGAAGAGGAGGAAGAUGAAGAAGAAGAGGAAGAAGCAAAGGAAGAGUUGUGUGUGGAGAGCGAUCUUUCCCCAAAAGGAGGCGAGGAGCUGCAGGCCGAUACAGAUGGCAAGGAUGGGGAGGACAGUGUGUGCCUUUCAGCUGGCAGCGAUUCGGAGGAGGGGAUGCUUAAGAGAAAACAGAGGCGGUACAGGACUACUUUCACCAGUUACCAACUUGAGGAGUUGGAGCGAGCUUUUCAGAAAACGCACUACCCAGAUGUAUUUACCAGAGAGGAGCUGGCCAUGCGUCUUGAUCUGACAGAAGCCAGAGUACAAGUCUGGUUUCAGAAUCGAAGAGCUAAAUGGAGAAAGCGGGAGAAGGCCGGUGCCCAGACUCAUCCCCCAGGUUUGCCUUUUCCCGGUCCUCUAUCGGCUGCCCAUCCUUUAAGCCCUUAUCUGGACACAAGUCCUUUCCCUCCUCAUCACCCAGCUCUUGAUUCGGCUUGGACAGCGGCAGCAGCGGCAGCAGCAGCAGCCUUCCCCAGUUUGCCUCCCCCACCUCCUGGAUCGGCCUCUCUACCUCCAGCUGGAACCCCACUAGGACUUAGCACUUUCCUGGGAGCAGCAAUGUUCCGACAUCCUGCUUUCAUCAGCCCUGCAUUUGGCAGACUGUUUUCCACCAUGGCCCCCCUAACCAGUGCUUCCACUGCUGCUGCCUUGCUGAGACAACCUACUCCCACAGUGGAAAGUGCAGUCCAGUCCAGUGGUCUAGCGGACCCAGCAACAGCCGCUGCAGAUAGACGAGCCUCCAGCAUAGCAGCACUGAGACUCAAAGCAAAAGAACACGCAGCUCAGCUCACACAACUCAACAUCCUCCCCGGAAGCAAUACUGGGAAAGAGGUGUGCUGAAUACACGUCACCUCAUACAAUAGCAAUCAAGACCAAAUGGAGUGAGAGGACCACUGACUGACUCAAGAGACAGGUUCUCAACGUAAGAACUUUAAGAAAAUGGAAGCGUCAUUUUAUGAAAGUUUUAAGUAGCUAAGCGUAACACAAAAGCACCAGUUUCAUUUUCAGCUAAACAGCAUCACAUUUACUUUUUUUCUACCAGAAGCUAUAAUAGUCACAAGCGAACGUCUUAUGCUUUUGCAGUUUACAAGAUGCAGCCAAAAACCUCUGAUCUCCACACAUUGUGUACCAGAUUUCAUAGAAACACCUGGAAGAUUUCAGAUUAACGUGAUCUAACCAUAAAUAUUUGUGCAUUAUUGACGAUCUGAAAUGUAGCCUUUCGGUAUGAACAUCUGUUGAAUAUUGAUGUAACUUCAUUGUUACAUGUACAUUUGGACAUCGCUACCUAACUGGAUGCUCUUUCUUCGCAAAAUGAGUAACCUGAUGCUGUAAAAUACAAACUGUGCACUUAAAGAAAAUGAACAGCUCCUGCCUGUGAUACCUUCAUAACAUUAACCAAGGGUUUUAUACCAAACCAAAGGGAAUUACACUGCCAGUAUAUAUGGACUGUUUAUGUCACUAAACUGUGAUUAGUUUAUGUACAUACAUAUAUAUAAAUAUAUGCCAUUGUUAUUAAAAUUCAGAAAACAGAGCUUUGUAUAUUUGAAAUGUUAUACAAAAUUUGCACUCAGUAUAGUGAUGUAAAGUGUAGAAUUAUUGUGUUUGUGGGUAUGCUAGGUUCCUAGAAAUAUUUAUGUACAAACUUCUUUAUUUAACUUAUUAACUGUAGACGAUUCUGAAGCCUUUAAAUACAACCCUACUUUUUGUGUAA